AUGGAGAAAAGAAAGAGACUUUUCAUCUAUCUUCUUUUCGCGGCUCAGCUGUGUCUGAGCACGCCACAAGUCCUCAGAAUCGGUGGUAUUUUUGAGACACGGGAAAGUGAGCUAGUGAGUAUGGAUGAGCUGGCUUUUAAGUUUGCUGUAAAUAACAUAAACCGCAACAAGACCCUGAUGCCCAACACAACGCUCACCUACGACAUUCAGAGGAUCAACCUCUUUGAUGGCUUUGAGGCUUCCAGGAGAGUAUGUGACCAGCUAGCACUCGGGGUGGUUGCUGUGUUCGGCCCCUCUCACAGCUCCUCAGUCAGUGCUGUUCAGUCCAUCUGCAAUGCUCUGGAAGUCCCUCACAUACAGACCCGCUGGAAACACCCGUCAGUGGACAACAAAGACACCUUCUUCAUCAACCUGUUUCCCGAGUACACCGCCAUUGCUCGGGCUAUCCUGGACGUAGUCACCUUCUUCAAAUGGAGGAAGCUUACGGUGGUCUAUGAGGACAGUACAGGUCUGAUGCGGAUGCAGGAGUUAAUUAAGGCUCCGGCAAAGUUAAACUUGAAGAUCAAGAUCCGCCAGCUGACCCCAGGUAACCAAGAUGCCCGGCCAAUCCUUAAGGAACUGAAGAAAGACAAGGAGUUUUUUAUUCUCUUUGAUUGCUCCUAUCGCAUGGCUGCAGAGCUCCUUAAGCAGCUUUCAUCAAUGGGAAUGAUGACCGAGUACUACCAUUUCUUCUUCACGACUUUGGAUUUGUUUGCCUUGGAUUUGGAGCCGUACCGCUACAGCGGGGUCAACAUGACAGGAUUCAGACUGCUGAACAUAGAUGACCCAUGGGUGGGCUCCACUAUGGACAAAUGGGCCAUGGAAAGACUGCAGGGUCCCAAACAGGAGAGUGGCCUGAUGGAUGGAGUCAUGACUACAGACGCAGCCUUGAUGUAUGAUGCAGUGUUCAUGGUUGCUGUUGCAUCCCAGCGGGCCACUCAGAUGACCGUCAGCUCCCUGCAGUGUCACCGCCAUAAACCCUGGCGCUUCGGGCCGCGCUUCAUGAACCUCUUCAAAGAGGCACAGUGGGAUGGACUGACAGGGCACAUUGUUCUUAAUAAGACAGAUGGCCUGAGGAGAGACUUUGAUUUGGACAUCAUCAGCCUCAAAGAGGACGGCACUGCCAGGGGUAUAAGGGAGGCCGGAAGUCGCCUUACAAAAAGGUGGAUCAAGAUUGCCGUGUGGAACUCGUACAGGGGGAUGAGCCUGAUGGAGUCCCACCGAGACAAGAAUAACAAUGUGACAGACUCUCUCGCUAACAGGACUCUUAUUGUCACCACAAUAUUGGAAAAUCCCUAUGUGAUGCAUAGAAAGUCAGACAAAGAGCUGGUUGGAAAUGAUCGCUUUGAGGGCUACUGCCUGGACCUCUUGAAAGAGCUCUCCAACAUCUUGGGUUUUACGUAUGAAGUCAGACUGGUGGCUGAUGGGAAAUACGGAGCCCAGAAUGACAAAGGAGAGUGGAACGGGAUGGUCAGGGAGCUUAUCGACCAUGUAGCAGACCUUGCUGUGGCUCCCUUGACCAUCACCUAUGUUAGGGAGAAGUCCAUCGACUUCUCCAAGCCCUUCAUGACCUUAGGCAUCAGCAUCUUGUACCGCAAACCUAACGGCACCAACCCAGGCGUGUUUUCCUUCCUUAAUCCCCUGUCUCCAGACAUCUGGAUGUACGUGCUGCUAGCCUGCACAGGAGUCAGCUGUGUCCUCUUUGUGAUUGCAAGGUUUACUCCAUAUGAGUGGUACAACCCACAUCCGUGCAACCCGUCCUCGACUUUAAUACAGAACAAUUUCACUUUACUCAACAGUUUCUGGUUUGGUGUUGGAGCACUCAUGCGGCAAGGCUCGGAGCUAAUGCCUAAGGCUCUGUCCACUCGUAUAGUUGGUGGUAUCUGGUGGUUCUUUACGUUAAUCAUCAUCUCCUCCUAUACGGCCAACUUGGCUGCUUUCCUCACUGUGGAACGAAUGGACGCGCCCAUUGACUCGGCAGACGACCUGGCAAAGCAGACGAGGAUUGAAUAUGGUGCAGUGAGGGAUGGAUCCACCAUGACCUUCUUCAAGAAAUCAAAAAUCUCCACCUAUGAGAAGAUGUGGGCAUUCAUGAGCAGCAGGAAGAACACUGCGUUGGUUAAGAACAAUAAGGAAGGUAUCACCCGGGUCCUGACGACAGACUACGCCAUGCUGAUGGAGUCCACCAGCAUCGAGUACAUCAGCCAGAGAAACUGUAACCUCACACAGAUCGGAGGUCUCAUAGACUCCAAGGGCUAUGGAGUGGGAACACCCAUAGGCUCUCCAUACAGGGAUAAAGUGACUAUUGCCAUUCUUCAGCUGCAAGAGGAGGGGAAGCUGCACAUGAUGAAGGAGAAAUGGUGGAGAGGCAAUGGCUGUCCAGAGGAGGACAACAAGGAGGCCAAUGCUCUGGGUGUAGAAAACAUCGGUGGUAUCUUCAUUGUCCUGGCUGCUGGUCUGGUGCUCUCUGUGUUUGUGGCUAUUGGCGAGUUCAUCUACAAGGCCCGCAGGAAUGCUGACAUAGAAGAGUGUGUGUCUUUUAGAGCAGUAAUGGAGGAGCUGGGUAUCUCCCUGCAGUGUUACAAAGGCAUCAGGAGGAGGUCGCGACCCCACAGCGGAGCAAGGUCAGCUUGCAUCUUCUGUCAACCCAAACAUACUACAAAGAGGGAAGCAGUGAGACGGGACUCCAGCACUUGA
This is a messenger RNA of Scomber scombrus (Atlantic mackerel), 2736 nucleotides long. RefSeq names its product glutamate receptor, ionotropic, kainate 1a (gene grik1a). The transcript is spliced from 17 exons. Gene Ontology annotation, molecular function: transmitter-gated monoatomic ion channel activity involved in regulation of postsynaptic membrane potential; kainate selective glutamate receptor activity. Gene Ontology annotation, biological process: monoatomic ion transport; synaptic transmission, glutamatergic; modulation of chemical synaptic transmission. The record is from RefSeq and is a predicted model, not a curated record. Bases 1 to 2736 code for a protein of 911 amino acids. NCBI's taxonomy places the organism in Eukaryota, Metazoa, Chordata, Actinopteri, Scombriformes, Scombridae. Gene Ontology annotation, cellular component: presynaptic membrane; kainate selective glutamate receptor complex; plasma membrane.